AGCUGACGGCGGUGGCGCUGGGGGCGGCGGCGAGGGGCGGGCGCCGGCACUCGCAGUUGGCCGCCGCCGCCGCCGCGCAGGAGCCGCCGCCGGGCCGGAGGCCGAGCCGCCGCCGCCGCCGCCAUGCCCUCGGAGAAGAGCUUCAAGCAGCGCCGCACCUUCGAGCAAAGAGUUGAAGAUGUACGACUGAUUCGAGAACAGCAUCCUACUAAAAUCCCGGUGAUCAUUGAAAGGUACAAGGGGGAGAAGCAGCUUCCAGUUUUGGAUAAGACCAAGUUCCUGGUGCCAGAUCAUGUCAACAUGAGCGAGCUAAUCAAAAUUAUCAGGCGACGCCUGCAGCUCAACUCCAACCAGGCGUUCUUCCUGCUGGUGAACGGACACAGCAUGGUGAGCGUUUCCACGCCCAUAUCCGAGGUGUACGAGAGCGAGAAGGACGAGGACGGCUUCCUCUACAUGGUGUACGCCUCUCAGGAGACUUUCGGAGUGCAAUCUUCCGUUUAGGACACGCGAGCGGCUUCUAGCCUAGGAUCUCGGUUUAAACUUGGCCAUCACCCCCACUCCUCCCCACACACACCCCAGGGAAAGAAACGGAUGUCACCUACGCUCUCAGUACCUUAGCAUAGUCUUGCUUUAGCAGGUGUCUUAUCUUACCUUGCCUUGGUUGUGACUAUUAAACAGUACAGGCGAGCACCUCCAGCUUUGAAACCUGCUGUAAUAUUCCACACAGGCACAUUUACAUUUCUGGACUCUGAAUGGAACCCAAUUGUGCAUGUGACAACUGCAAAUACAGGGACACUCGAUUGACUUUAACAAGCGAACAGGCACCAGUGAGGAGCUAAAGUGUUUCGUGUGACAGUUUUCUGGAGAAUCUCCCCGUGAUUCCAUAAAGCUUUAUUUUUUUUCCUUUUUCUUUUUUUUUUAAAAAAAAAAUGGGAAGGCUUCUAAUGAGAGCAAGUAUGUUUUAACGUUCCAGAGCUUUGCCUUCUGCAGCUCGAUGAGGCUCGUGUCAGUGCUGCAGUGCGUUAAGGCAAGUGCUUGGGGUGAGCUGGGGGAGUACAACUCUUUUUGUCUCCCGUUCUUCUGGCACUGCUGCCUUAGGAACGGUGCCGGUUUCUGAAGUAACUCAUACCAAACACCACAGCUUUAUUGUAGUUUUAGGAAGUGUUAACUGUAAAAAAAAAAAAACAAAACACAAAAACCCACCUGGACAGGUAACGUUGAAAUAAACUCCAGUCUGUUACGAAGUUCCAA
Messenger RNA from Oxyura jamaicensis (ruddy duck), 1251 nucleotides. It is a transcript of the gene MAP1LC3B, whose product is annotated as microtubule associated protein 1 light chain 3 beta. The transcript is spliced from 4 exons. The record is from RefSeq and is a predicted model, not a curated record. Gene Ontology annotation, molecular function: ubiquitin protein ligase binding. Gene Ontology annotation, biological process: autophagy of mitochondrion; macroautophagy; cellular response to nitrogen starvation. The coding region runs from base 124 to 501 and encodes 125 amino acids. NCBI's taxonomy places the organism in Eukaryota, Metazoa, Chordata, Aves, Anseriformes, Anatidae. Gene Ontology annotation, cellular component: cytosol; autophagosome; autophagosome membrane.